AUGUUGGAAUCGGAUAAAGAAUUAUUGGAAAGUGUACUCAAGAGAAGAUUCUUCUUCGUACCUUCUUUCGAUAUAUACGGCGGUGUUUCUGGUUUCUACGAUUAUGGCCCACCCGGAUGUGCCCUUCAAGCAAACAUUAUUGACCUAUGGAGGAAACAUUUUAUCUUGGAAGAAAAUAUGUUGGAAGUGGAUUGUAGUAUACUAACUCCGCAUGAAGUUUUGAAAACUUCUGGUCACGUAGAUAAAUUUUCGGAUUGGAUGACAAAAGAUUUUAAAACUGGAGAAAUGUUUAGGGUUGAUCACCUUAUCGAGCAAACUCUGAAUAACCGUAUCGUUGCUGAGGAAUCUUCAACAAGCGUUGCGCCAAAGGAUAAAAAUUUAAAACAAUUGAACCAUUCUAUUCCUUUAGAUGGUGAUAUUAUUAGAAAAUAUAAAGAGGUAUUAAAUAAACUUGACGGCUACUCGGGUGACGAAUUGGCUAAAUUGAUGGAGGUUUUUGAAAUUGUUAAUCCUACAACAGGUGGGAAAUUACAAUCACCGAUGGAAUUCAAUCUGAUGUUUGAAACUUCAAUAGGCCCUUCUUCACAAAUGAAAGGGUUUCUGAGACCUGAAACUGCACAAGGUCAAUUUUUGAAUUUUAAUAAACUUUUGGAAUUUAAUAAUGGAAAAAUCCCUUUUGCCUCUGCUUCAAUUGGGAAGUCUUUUAGAAAUGAGAUUUCUCCAAGAGCUGGUCUUUUAAGAGUAAGAGAAUUUCUGAUGGCGGAAAUUGAAUACUACGUAGACCCUCAGGAUAAAUCACAUAAAAAAUUUAAAGAUGUGCAAAAUUGUAAAUUAUCAUUAUUGUCAAGAGAUAUUCAGGAAAGGGCUUCAGCAGUACCUGUGAGAAUGACACUCGGAGAUGCUGUGAAUUCAAAAAUAAUAGAUAAUCAAACUUUGGCAUAUUUUAUGGCAAGAAUUUACCAUUUUUUAAUAUCAAUUGGUAUUGAUAACUCGAAAUUAAGGUUUCGUCAGCAUAUGGCUAACGAAAUGGCCCAUUAUGCUACUGAUUGUUGGGAUGCAGAAAUCUUGACCAGCUAUGGAUGGAUCGAAUGUGUCGGAUGCGCCGAUAGAUCAGCCUACGAUUUAACUGUUCAUGCAAAGAGGACAAAGGAAAAAUUAAUAGUCAGACAAACUUUGGAAAAUCCAGUAAACGUAUCUAUUUGGGACAUCGAUUUUAAAUCUGGAAAUUUUUACAAAAAAUUAAGGAAACAGUCAGCAUUAGUUAAAGACCAUUUAACAAGUCUCAGUCAAUCAUCGCUUAAAGAAUUAAGCCUCAAGCUGGAACUUGAGGGAUCAAUACAGUUACAUGUUGAUGAUAUAGAAAAUGAUAUCGAAUUAACCAACGAUGACAUCAAGAUUGUCAAUGAAACGAAAACUAUACACGUCAGAGAGUAUAUCCCAAAUGUAAUUGAACCAUCAUUUGGGAUAGGAAGAAUUAUAUACGCCUUAAUUGAACAUUGUUUCUGGAGACGUCAGGAGGAUGAAGCAAGAGCGGUAUUUUCAUUUCCUGCUAAAAUUGCACCAUCCAGAGUUCUCGUAGUCCCAUUGUCAUCCAACAAAGAACUUGUACCAAUGACAAAUUUAACCACUUCCCUGUUGAAAAAAUGCAAAAUCUCAUUCAAAGUCGAUGAUUCUAGCGUCUCAAUAGGAAGAAGAUACGCAAGAAACGAUGAGUUAGGCACCCCAUUUGCGAUUACAAUCGACUUCGAAUCAAAAAAGGAUGAAACAGUCACAUUAAGAGAAAGAGAUAGCAAAUUGCAGGUUCGAGGAUCAAUUGAAUCGAUAGUCAACGCAAUAGAUUCAAUAAUCAAUGACGAGCUAUCAUGGAAGGAUGCCACUAAAAAUUUAACAAAAUUUGAAAUUCAAAAUACAGAAAACUAA
Molecule: messenger RNA, 1920 nt
Organism: Vanderwaltozyma polyspora DSM 70294
Lineage: Eukaryota; Fungi; Ascomycota; Saccharomycetes; Saccharomycetales; Saccharomycetaceae
Exons: 1
Coding region: 1-1920 (639 amino acids)
Biological process (GO): mitochondrial glycyl-tRNA aminoacylation
Cellular component (GO): mitochondrion; cytoplasm
Molecular function (GO): glycine-tRNA ligase activity; ATP binding
Source: RefSeq, a predicted model, not a curated record